AGCAAACAAGACAGGACUUGCAUGGACCAACACUACUGAACAGAAUCUCUCGCACUAAGAUCAUGCGAUAUUCAAUUAAUUUAAUUAAUAUAGAAACUUCUCUCACUUGUUCUUGUCAACUGUUUUACGGAGGAAAAAUGCAAAUCGAUAUGUUGAAAAUAACGAACCAAUAAUGAAUUAACCUAGGCGACAAGUUCUUAAGGGUUGUCGUUUACAAUGUCCUCUGAAGACCACGAUGAUGAAGAGGGGGGAUACCAGAGCCCUGAAGAGGUUUUAUCCAACGAGGCUCAUAUCUACAGGAUAAGAUUCUCUGCUGCUAAACACGUGGAGGUGGAGUUUUGUAAAAAAGAGGACACAAACAAGAAGAGACAAUCACCGGGCCGCUCUGGGAACCACUUGGGGAGAGUGAAACGAGUGGUGUCCUGCAAGAGGAAGACCCACCACCCGCUCACCGUCAGCUCAGGGGGUCGGAGGAAGUCUCACUCGACAGGGAAGCACCUGGACACGGACGGCAGCAACAGCAGCAGGGACGAGGACCAUCCUGAGGACAUGCAAGAGCUCUGGGGGACACCGCAGCGGGGGGAUCAAGAGCCCAAGAUGAAGACUGAAGAAAUCUCCAAGUAUGGAGACUACUUCAAAGAGUUGUCUCAAGACCACAGGAUGAUGAUGCAAGUGCUUUCUGGAAGACACCUGCAGCUCAAGUUAGCAUCCAGUUUGUGGAGAAAAGGUGCUGGGGAAUUACUGACAUAUUUAUUAAGGCUUGAAGACACAAGCUUGCUCGUCGACUGCCUACCCAUGAUAACAAAACGCCUUCAAGAUGAGUCAUCAGACAUCACCAUUGGCUACUGUGUGGAUCUCCUACCUUUGGUGAAGAGUGCCCUCAGGAGUCCAUUUGAAGAUUACCUGAUGGUGGGUUGGAGCUGGGUGCAAUCUGUCCUGAACAAAUGGUGGCCACAAUUAACGGGACAGGAUGAUCAAGCAUGUGACACAUAUUGUUCUGAUAGAAAUAUCUAUAUCAUAAAGCACCAACUACAAGAUCUGCGGGAACAAGCGUCCCAUUGCUGUUCACUCUCAGGAAGAACCGGUAAAAUAGCAAAGAGUGUACAGGCAUGCUUGUUUCAAUUGCCUUGACGAUGCUGAUGCAGAGGUGGCUCGAACCAAACCUCACACGACUGCAGACGUGAAUUCACAUCACCCAGCGGUUGUCAAACCUAAUUUAACCAGAAUACACUUGACUUUUGCUUCGAAAGAAUCUGAGUAGCUGACUGAUUGUGAAUGUUAUUGUUAUUGUGACUAAGAAUUAUAUUUUGUAAUUAUGCCUUUCUGUUGACUCAGACAUGACACAUCAUGAAUCCAAAUAGUAGCCUAUAUUUAUCAAUAAUGUCAUGGUGUCAUAGUAUACUGAAUGGGUGACUAGCAUCAAAAUCAGUGAAAAACGACUUGAAAGGUAUUUAAAUGUGAGACACAAGAUAAAUAUGUUAAUGUGAAUUAUAACUUGCUAAUAAAGUAAUAAAAAAGUUUUAAAAAA
This is a messenger RNA of Clupea harengus (Atlantic herring), 1528 nucleotides long. Its product is annotated as KATNB1-like protein 1. NCBI's taxonomy places the organism in Eukaryota, Metazoa, Chordata, Actinopteri, Clupeiformes, Clupeidae. The record is from RefSeq and is a predicted model, not a curated record. Gene Ontology annotation, cellular component: nucleolus. Gene Ontology annotation, molecular function: microtubule binding.